UCACACACACACACACACACACGCACACACACACACACACACACACACACACACACACACACACACACGAAGCCAGAGGCUGCAAGAACCAUGUCAGGACACGGAACGGACCAGGACUCGAGGUACACAUACUCAUACCUUCCAGGACAGUGAGGAACCAGCAGGAUGAGGACGACAGCUAAGAGUGAAGACAUCAGAGCGGGACAGGUUGAAAGGUGGGUGAUGAAGACGGAGAGACAGACAGAGAAAGAUGUGUGACUGAGCUGCAGUUUCCCCACCUGUCAGAGAAGUUUGAAGGAGUGCUGCUCUCAUGGCGGGACCGACCACACAGGAGCCCUUAAAGACGCAGCAGAAGUGCAUUGCCAUCUUCGCCCUUCUCUGCUGCUGUGCUGUGCUGGUGGCGCUGAUGUUUUCAUCAGUGGACAUUUGGGGGGACGAUGAGGACGGUAUCACAGAGGAAAACUGUAGCAGUGACUGCCGUAUCGUGCUUGUGGAGAAUAUUCCAGACGACCUCUCUCUCCCCUUGGAUGGCGGACCCCACCUCCCUCUCUCUGUUGGCUUUCAUACAUUGUUGGACCAGGCAAAGCACUCAGUUGAGGUGGUGUCGCCUGUCUGGGCCUUAAACCCCUGGGACCUGGAAACAAUGCCAAGCACUGCCAAACAGGGUCAGCUGUUGUUCCAGAGACUGCUCAGCCUGAAGUCUCAUGGGGUAAAACUGAAGAUUGCCAGCAGUCUGACUAACUCUGCUGAACUGAAGACCUUGGCAGCACACAAUGCAGAGGUUCAUUUUGUUAAUAUGACAGCUUUUACCAGAGGAGGACUCCAUUCCUCAUUCUGGAUAGUGGAUCGGAAGCACAUUUACAUCGGGAGCGCCGAUAUGGAUUGGAGGUCACUCUCCAAGAGGAAAGAACUGGGGGUGGUUGUGUAUAACUGCAGCUGUCUGGCUCUGGACCUCCAUCGAGUCUUUUCCUUCUACUGGCAGCUCCAUGAGAGGGACUACAUCCCCUCCAUCUGGUCGAAAAGAGUUACAGCCCUCUACGGGAGGCAUGACGCCCUGGAGCUGCAACUCAAUGCUACCGAAGCCGCUGCUUAUGUGUCUACCUCUCCUGAACUCUUCUGCGCUAAAGAUCGCACCCGAGAUAUAGAUGCCAUCUAUCAAGUCAUCCAGAGUGCAAAGACAUUUAUCUUCAUAUCAGUGACGGACUACCUCCCUCUGGUGAGCAGGAGUUUCAGAGGAACCUCAGUCACAAGGUACUGGUCGCCUAUUGAUGAGAUGAUCAGAGAGGCUGUGGUACUGAGAGGGGUCAAAGUUCGACUGCUGAUAAGCUUCUGGAAGAAGACUCAUCCUCUCACCUUUAACUUCGUCGCCUCCCUCAAGUCCCUUUGCAUGCAGCUGCACAACUGUUCAUUAGAGGUGAGGUUUUUUAGUCACAAGGAGCAAGAGGAUGAUAUUCAACAUGGGCUCAACCACAACAAAUACAUGGUGACCGACAACGCCGUCUACAUUGGUAACCACGACUGGGUCGGGAGUGACCUUGCUAUUAACACAGGAGUUGGGCUGGUGGUCAAGAUGAAAAACAAUCUUAAAGACAGGGGACUGACAAUCCUGCAACAUGUCAAGGCUUCUUUUGAGAGAGACUGGAGGUCACGUUACGCUAAGAGCUUACAAGGAAACAAAGAUCAACAGGGCAAACACAGAAACCUGCAACAAGCGAAAAUGCAUAUGGAGUCUAAGGAGGGAAAAGAGUGGAACAGCCUUUUACCUUUAUAAGCACAACAUGUCUUUCUAUAUCCUCAAGCGUCAUAAGGCUGAAUACUCCAGGUUUUACAGCGCAUAUAGAGAAUGUGACUUACUCUAUUAGACUUGACUUUAAUUUUACAACAUGAUUUUUAUAGGUUCAAUUGCAGUCAACUGUGGAAGCACUGAGAGAAUAAGUAGAACAUAAAUUCUGAUGAUCUAUUGAUGUUAUAAAUCGUUUUCUCUCCUGUGUUUAUGACAUUUCAUCUGUGCACAAAAGUGUUGUUGUUAUAAUACUCAUUUUGACCUGAAGUGCACCACUAGCGCAGGUUCUGCUUCACAGAGGAGAAGAAUGACGGAACUUAUAAAAUAUUUUCUUGUUAAAACCUUUUUCCGCCUGUUCUUACUGUCGGUCAUGAACACAGGAGACACACAAUUAGGAUCAGACUUAGAUAAUGGAUCACUAUAAGUUUUUCUCUCACUUGCCUCUCAGGGCAAUGUUGAGGUAAUAAUUUGACUCUACAGUUGCAAGUUACUGUAAUAGUAUCUAACUACUUAAUUAAAUGUUGACUGUUAUAUGAGCAUGCCAUGCUGCAUGAAUAUUGAAAGCAAUAUUCAAAUUCAAACUAUAUACUAGGACUAAGCAAUAUGCGGAUCAUAAAAUCAAUAUGCUCUAUGUGAAACGUAUAAUACAUAUACCAUCAAACUCACCGAAACAAAUCACACUUAGUAUUGAAUGAUGGACUAUUUUUGUUAACAGUUUUAAUUUGUAUUUUAUAACCUUUUUAAUACUUUUGUGCAUAGCAUUUAGAAAUGUUAUGAUAUAUAACUCCUAAAUUCAGUUUCUUGAAUGCACAAGCUUAUGCAGUAGUUGUACAGAUGUGAUAACAGCUGUAAAUCAUCUCAUGGAAAAUUGUCAUCUGACCUUAUAAAAUGUAUCUUUU
Cottoperca gobio is the source of this 2682-nucleotide messenger RNA. RefSeq names its product phospholipase D family member 5 (gene pld5). Gene Ontology annotation, molecular function: catalytic activity. Bases 311 to 1771 code for a protein of 486 amino acids. NCBI's taxonomy places the organism in Eukaryota, Metazoa, Chordata, Actinopteri, Perciformes, Bovichtidae. The transcript has 10 exons. The record is from RefSeq and is a predicted model, not a curated record.